Molecule: messenger RNA, 7021 nt
Organism: Thalassophryne amazonica
Lineage: Eukaryota; Metazoa; Chordata; Actinopteri; Batrachoidiformes; Batrachoididae
Gene: atp2b1a
Product: ATPase plasma membrane Ca2+ transporting 1a
Exons: 23
Coding region: 373-4392 (1339 amino acids)
Biological process (GO): calcium ion transmembrane transport; regulation of cytosolic calcium ion concentration
Cellular component (GO): intracellular membrane-bounded organelle; membrane
Molecular function (GO): P-type calcium transporter activity; ATP hydrolysis activity; ATP binding
Source: RefSeq, a predicted model, not a curated record
UCGGCUCAGGGAGAGAGUCUGGUCUUUGGUGAGACUGAGGGGGAGUUACGGACAGAACGGCACCCGGGUUGCUAUUCACGCCACCGAAGCUGCAUGCGUGGUGAUCGCCACCUGUGUGGGUGAUCCUCAAGCCACCAUGAAAGGCUAGGAACUCAGUUCUCCAAGGAAAUGGCUCCAUUUUGUAAUAUACGUUCCCUUCUACCUGAUGUAUGACUCCAGCUGCCUGUCCAGGGCGUAUCAGCUGUUUAUGGGAACAACCAUGGUAUUCACAAUCCUGAGGAUUUAAGCUUUUCCAGGACAACACAGUUUUGAAGCCCCACCCUUAAGCCGAAGCAUCAUCGCUGUGCAACAGAGUGGAGAGGCUGUGAAGUCAUGGCGAACAACUCGUACAGUGGGGUGAAGAACUCCAUAGUGGAGGCUAACCACGAUGGAGACUUUGGCUGCACGCUCAAAGAGCUGCGCUCGCUAAUGGAACUGAGAGGCGCAGAGGCAAUAAGCAAAGUUGGGCAAUCUUACAGGGAUGUUCAUGGACUCUGCAGCCGGUUAAAAACAUCCCCCACAGAUGGUCUAAGCGGGCAGCCUGCAGACAUUGAGAAGCGGAAAACAGUGUUUGGGCAAAAUUUUAUACCGCCCAAAAAGCCCAAAACAUUCUUACAGUUAAUGUGGGAGGCGCUACAAGAUGUCACGCUGAUUAUCCUCGAGGUGGCAGCCGUAGUUUCAUUAGGCCUUUCUUUUUAUAAACCUCCAGAUGCUGAAAGAGAAAACUGUGGAAGGGCGGCUGGAGGAGGUGGGGAUGAACAUGAAGCAGAAGCAGGCUGGAUUGAGGGCGCAGCCAUUCUUUUGUCAGUUAUCUGUGUGGUGUUGGUAACAGCAUUCAAUGACUGGAGUAAAGAAAAACAAUUUAGGGGCCUCCAGAGCCGCAUUGAGCAGGAACAGAAAUUUGCGGUUGUUCGUGGUGGACAAGUUAUUCAAAUACCUGUGGCUGAAAUCGUGGUUGGAGACGUGGCACAAAUUAAAUAUGGUGACCUUUUGCCUGCAGACGGAGUUCUCAUCCAGGGAAACGAUCUAAAAAUCGAUGAGAGCUCUCUCACAGGGGAGUCGGACCAUGUCAAGAAAACACUAGAAAAAGACCCAAUGCUGCUAUCAGGCACCCAUGUAAUGGAGGGCUCAGGGAAAAUGGUAGUCACCGCUGUGGGUGUCAACUCUCAAACUGGAAUUAUCUUCACUUUACUUGGGGGCGGCGAAGACGAGGAUGAUGAUGAAGAGGAAAAGAAAAAGGAGAAGGAGGAGAAGAAGAAACAGAGAAAAUUCAAAAAGCAAGAUGGCUCUGUGGAAAACCGUAAGAAAGCGAAAGCACAGGACGGAGCUGCCAUGGAAAUGCAGCCUCUGAACAGCGACGAGGGAACGGAUGCAGAGGAGAAGAAAAAGGCCAACCUGCCAAAGAAAGAAAAGUCUGUUCUCCAAGGCAAACUGACCAAAUUAGCGGUACAGAUUGGCAAAGCAGGGUUGGUCAUGUCAGCCAUCACUGUUAUUAUCCUGGUAGUGCUGUUUGUAGUAGACACCUUCUGGAUCCAGAAUUUGCCCUGGAUCAAGGAGUGCACCCCCAUUUACAUCCAGUUCUUUGUAAAGUUCUUCAUCAUUGGCGUCACUGUUCUUGUGGUGGCUGUUCCCGAAGGCCUCCCACUUGCUGUAACGAUCUCCCUGGCAUACUCUGUUAAGAAAAUGAUGAAAGACAAUAACCUGGUACGCCAUUUGGACGCCUGUGAAACGAUGGGCAAUGCUACAGCCAUCUGCUCUGACAAGACUGGGACGCUCACCAUGAACCGGAUGACUGUGGUGCAGGCUUACCUUGCUGAAAAACACUAUAAGAAGGUCCCUGAACCAGAGAACAUCCCUACCAACACACUAGAUAUACUUAUUCUGGGCAUUGCCAUCAACUGCGCCUACACCACCAAGAUCAUGCCUCCGGAGAAAGAAGGGGGCCUGCCGAGGCAGGUGGGUAACAAGACCGAAUGUGCCUUGCUGGGCUUUGCAACCGACCUGCGGCGUGACUACCAGGCUAUCCGCAGCGAGAUUCCCGAAGAGAAACUAUACAAAGUUUAUACCUUCAACUCGGUUCGCAAGUCCAUGAGCACUGUGUUGAAGAUGGCGGACGGCAGCUACCGAAUGUUCAGCAAAGGUGCCUCAGAAAUUCUUCUAAAAAAGUGUUAUAAAAUUCUAACAGCGAACGGUGAACAGAAGGUAUUUCGCCCACGUGACAGAGAUGAUAUGGUGAAGAAAGUGAUUGAGCCCAUGGCCUCAGAGGGCCUGAGAACCAUCUGCUUAGCAUACAGAGAUUUCCCCGCCUCUGACGGUGAGCCGGACUGGGACAGUGAAAGCGAUAUCCUCACUGGACUGACCUGCGUCUGUGUGGUGGGCAUCGAAGACCCUGUCAGACCAGAGGUCCCAGAUGCGAUCAGGAAAUGCCAGCGAGCCGGCAUCACGGUGCGAAUGGUGACGGGGGACAACAUCAACACAGCUCGGGCCAUCGCCAGCAAGUGCGGCAUCCUCAAUCCUGGAGACGAGUUCCUUUGCCUGGAGGGCAAAGAGUUCAACCGCAGGAUCCGCAAUGAGAAGGGAGAGAUCGAACAAGAACGCAUUGACAAAAUCUGGCCCAAACUCCGAGUACUAGCUCGUUCCUCUCCGACAGAUAAACACACAUUAGUCAAAGGUAUAAUUGACAGCACGGUGGCAGAACAGAGGCAGGUCGUGGCGGUGACAGGUGACGGCACAAAUGACGGUCCAGCCUUAAAGAAAGCAGACGUUGGUUUUGCCAUGGGUAUCGCUGGCACCGACGUGGCCAAGGAGGCGUCCGACAUCAUUCUGACAGACGACAACUUUUCCAGCAUUGUCAAGGCCGUCAUGUGGGGACGCAACGUCUACGACAGCAUAUCCAAGUUCCUACAGUUUCAGCUGACUGUCAACGUGGUGGCUGUCAUUGUAGCAUUUACAGGAGCCUGCAUCACACAGGAUUCUCCCCUCAAAGCAGUACAGAUGUUAUGGGUCAACCUGAUCAUGGAUACCUUUGCUUCACUCGCCCUGGCUACAGAGCCUCCCACCGAAGCCUUGUUGCUAAGGAAGCCUUAUGGACGCAACAAGCCUCUCAUCUCUCGCACCAUGAUGAAGAACAUCCUGGGUCACGGGGUCUACCAGUUAAUCAUCAUCUUCACUCUGCUCUUUGCUGGAGAGAAAAUGUUUGACAUCGACAGUGGCAGGAAUGCACCUCUCCAUGCCCCGCCCUCUGAGCACUACACCAUCGUCUUCAACACAUUUGUACUGAUGCAACUUUUCAAUGAGAUCAACGCCCGCAAGAUCCACGGUGAAAGGAACGUCUUCGAAGGCAUCUUCAACAACCUCAUCUUCUGUAGUAUUGUCCUCGGUACCUUCGUCAUCCAGAUUAUUAUAGUCCAGUUUGGAGGGAAGCCCUUUAGCUGUGUACCUCUGAGUAUCGACCAGUGGCUUUGGUGCACUUUCUUGGGCUUCGGCUCUCUGCUCUGGGGACAGGUCAUCUCCUCCAUACCCACCAGCCGCCUAAAAUUCCUGAAAACAGCAGGUCACGGAACCCAAAAGGAGGAGAUCCCAGAUGAGGAGCUGGAGGAGUUGGAGGACAUGGAUGAGAUCGACCACGCUGAGCGGGAGCUUCGCCGUGGCCAGAUCCUCUGGUUCCGAGGACUCAAUCGCAUCCAGACUCAGAUGGAUGUAGUGAGUGCAUUCCAGAGUGGAACUUCCUUUCAGGGGGCUCUAAGGCGGCAGGCCUCCAACUCCAGCCAACAACAGCACGAUAUCCGGGUGGUGAAUGCAUUCCGCAGCUCCAUCUCCCUCUAUGAGGGGCUGGAGAAGCCCGAGUCACGGACAUCAAUCCACAACUUCAUGACCCACCCGGAAUUUCGGAUAGAAGACUCUGAGCCCCACAUCCCUCUUAUAGACGACACCGACGCAGAGGACGACGCUCCCACCAAGCGUAAUUCUGCCAGCCCCCGCAAUGCCACGCCCACACCGCCAUCCCCAGCUGCCAGCACCCCCACAGCGCUGCCCCCCAUCGUCAGCACCCCCACAGCGCUAUCCCCCGCCGUCAACACCCCCACAGCGCUAUCCCCGGCCGUCAACACCCCCACAGCGCUGCCCCCCGCCGUCAACACCCCCACAGCGCUGCCCCCCGCCGUCAACACCCCCACAGCGCUGCCCCCCGCCGUCAGCGCCACCACACCUCUGCCCCCCGCCAUCAACGCCCCUUCCCCAAAUCAGAACAAUAACGCUGUGGAGAGCAGUAACCACCUCCUCCCAGAGGGCCCCAAACCAGGCAGCCUGUCGGUCCCAGGGAGCCCACUACACAGCCUGGAAACCUCACUUUGAUGUGACCCUGCUCCACACGUCCCACCACUUUUCUACCCGCCACCAAGGAGCUCAGCUCAGACAAAAGGAUGAGCACACGCGAGAGGAGAGAUGAAGGGCUAGGAGGAGAGUGGAGCUUAGCUCGAGCUGGACUACAAACAGCAGGCAUUCAGAAGAAUGUACGGCUUGGUGUGGAUGCUUUAGUCUUUGAGUUUUCUUUUGAAUACCCUGCUGCAAAACGAGGACCGCCUCCACCCCUCCCUCCUCAGCAACUUUUAUUUUUCUCAGCAGAAUAAGGGGUGAUUAUAAACUCUGAUUGAAAGUGACCUGUUUUUAUUAUUCUAACAUUAUUCUUCUUGUUAUUAUUGUUAUUUUAAUUGCGAUGGGGAGGUCCUCCUCCAGGCUUGAAGAUCACAUGAAAGAACCUUUAGCUUCUCUUUCAUCUGGAUGGUGUUGUAUAUUUAACUUUUUGGCCCUUGCUCAUUCAAAACUUGCUUACUUGCUCCAUUGGCUGUUAAUAUUUUGAGUUAUUUAUGUUUUUUUUGUUUGUUUUUUGGAAAAAGCAGGUCUGUUUACAAAGUUUGUAGAUACUUUUUUCUGUUUGUAGGCGAAAGAGCUUCCUGAUGUAUGAUGCAGAAAACGGGGACAGAAUGAAAACGAAUGCCAGGAUUAUUUCAGAUACUGCUGUAUUUUCAGGAAGAAAGGUGUUUCUAUUGAAACUUAACUAUUUUUGCCUGCAAGUUUUAUUUGUUAUAUAUUUGUAGAUAAAUAUAGAACCUACUAGCCAAAUGAUAAACACUAAGGCUUGUAUAGAAAAAGAGUUCCAUCAGGCUGGCGGUGUUUUCACAGGAGAGGGUGGAAUCACAAAAGGGGCCUCAGUCCACAGGUUAUCAUCGCUCGAAAUAUUUACUUCCUGCAUUUGUUACCACGUGCACAGACUCUUGGGAGUUUUAGAUUUUCUUUAAAUUCAUCCUUUUUGUUUUCAGGUAUGUCCACACAUUGAAAGGUUCAGUCAUUAAAGGGAGCUUAGAUUAUAUUUUGGGGCCGUAUUUAGCAAGCAUCUCGGAAUCACUUGCGGAAAACGCAACGGUGUUUAAGGAAAAUUAGCUGCGACGUCGCUAAUGGAGCUGCUAACUCUCAGAAACACAUUUUCCUUUAGCAAUAGGAUCUCAUCCAGUUCUUUGAACUGUCCAAUGUUUUCUUGUUUAAUCCAAGAAAUGUCAAGGGAAAAAUCAGAUUGCUGUAUAUUGCGUUAAAAUUUUAUUUUUGCCAAAACGACGGAAACAGCGGGUGCACAGUUGAGUAAUUUCUUGGGGGUUCCGCCCCUAAGCUUUUUGUCAUGAGCCGUUUGUUAUUACGGUUUUAUACAAAUGGAAUGUGCCUUGGCUUCACUUAUUUAGAGCAUGUUUUGUCCUGUGAGAAUUUGUUAGACGUAUUUCCCAAGGUAGCAAAUUUUUAAACACGUCUCGGAAUGAGACAAAGCCACUGCUUCUCUUGAGCUGAUGUUUCUCUCUGCAGAUGCUUGUUAAAUACGGACCGCAUAAACCAUUGGUGCAUAUUUUUUUUUCUAUUUUUUGUUUUUCCUCAGUAAAACCUUUGCUCCUGCCAGUGUAUAAUGUUGACAUUUGUUUACUCAGGCAUAGAUGACGUAUUUAAUUUAAAAAUAAAAUCUGUUGAAAAGAACCUUUUAACAGCAAACUUAGUAUUUAAAUGCUUAAACAAUGUCUUGGGGAAAAAAAAUGCAAGUGAAUUAUUUUCAUAUUUCAUUCAGUCUUUAAUGCAUUGCUGUAAGAAAACUUAAUUUCCUCCGAGUUCUGGUUUGUUGAUAUUUAAGAAAUAAAACUACGAGAAAAGACUUAUUUUUCUUAACACUGUCCAUAAAUAAAUAAACAUUUCUGCCUUUAAUUUCUUUGUAAAAUAUUUUUGACACCUGGUUUACUGGAAACACUAAAGAAUUGGAUGUGCAGUUUUUUUUUUGGGGGGGGGGGGGGUCCCCCAGUCAGAACACUUGGUGUACACUGGGAUCUGCACAGGGUGCUUUAUUUCAUAAAAACCGCUUGGUGGGAAAGAAUUUUGAUACAAAUCAUGAGAAAUGUACCUUUGUAUUUUUAUGACGAUGCUGAUGAAACUUUAAACCAAUUUUGGAUGAUUUGACACUAAUCUGGUACAGGAAGGGGUUUUGGCCACUUAACUUUCAUCUCAGGGUGCGAAUGGUGUGAAGGAGAUCAGGCUUCUUUCAGUUUGUGUCACUGCCCUUAAAGGUUUGGGUCUGUAGACAAGGCGGGUUUUUCCCCACGGCCGCCUCGUCUCAGGGGAUGUGGCAGUAAGUGUAAAAAUAAAUAAAUAAAAAAAUAAUAAUCACGCCAUCUCUGAGCAGCGACGGUCGAACACAAAAAAAUUGGAUGGAGGGGAAAAAAGGAACACACGGAAAAUUUGUUCUGUAGUUUCUUCCUGUAAGGGGAAUGAAUGUUUUUUCCGUCAGAUUUAUGGGUAUUUUUUUUUUUUUUUUUACCUUUUAACAUUUGGAAAGAAAGAACUUCAUGUUUUUAUCUUGAGCAUUUUAAGUGUAUAUCGUGAUUGGAUUUACAUUUGAAACUUGUCGAGUAAUGUGUAUGGUUUUUAAAAUAAAAAAAAGAUGUAUUUAGCCUAA